AUGGCGGCAGCUGCGUCGGCGGCUGCGGGUGAUGAUGGCCAGCGGCAGCCGGGGGUCGCACUGGACCCCCAGUCCCAAAAGGGGGCAAAGGCUGAGCCCGAAUCCGGGGAGCUCUGCAGACUGCGAGCCGAGCUGGCGGGCGCCCUGGCCGAAAUGGAGACCAUGAAGGCAGUGGCGGAGGUAAGCGAGAGCACGAAGGCCGAGGCCGUGGCAGCAGUGCGGCGGCAGUGCCAAGAAGAGGUGGCCUCUCUGCAAGCCAUCCUGAAAGACUCCAUCGGCAGCUACGAAGGCCGGAUCGCCUCUCUGAAGCAGGAGCGGCAGCAACAGCAGCAGGACUGUCAGGAGAAGGAGCGGGAGCUGGGCCGGCUGAAGCAGCUGCUGUCCCGUGCUCACCCCCUGGACUCCUUGGAGAAGCAGAUGGAAAAGGCCCACGAGGACUCAGAGAAACUGCGGGAGAUUGUACUGCCCAUGGAGCAGGAGAUCGAGGAGCUGAAGGCGAAGCUGCUGAGGGCGGAAGAGCUGAUUCACGAGAUCCAAAGACGGCCCCGGCAACCCCCUUCCCUGCACGGCUCCACGGAGUUGCUGUCCUUGUCCCGGGACCCGUCUCCCCCACUGGAGCCUUUGGAGGAGCUGAGUGGAGACGGGGGUGCAGCAGCUGAGGCCUUUGCCCACAACUGUGACGACAGUGCCUCCAUCUCCUCCUUCUCCCUUGGCGGCGGGGCCAGCAGCAGCACUUCCCUACCCCAUGGUCGCCAGGGCCUGAGCCCUGAGCAGGAAGAGACAGCCUCCCUGGUAUCCACGGGCACCCUGGUCCCUGAGGGCAUCUACCUGCCCCCUCCUGGCUACCAGCUUGUCCCAGACAACCAGUGGGAGCAGCUGCAGAUAGAGAGGCGGCAGCUGCAGAAGGACCUCGAGAGUCUGAGCCGUGAGCGGGAUGAGCUACAAGAAGGCCUGACACGCAGCAAUGAGGAUUGUACUAAGCAGAUGCAGGUGCUCCUGGCCCAAGUCCAGAACUCAGAGCAGCUGCUGCGGACCCUGCAGGGGACCAUGAGCCAGGCCCAAGAACGGGUUCAGCUACAGAUGGCAGAGCUGGUCACCUCCCAUAAGUGCCUGAGUCAUGAAGUGAAGCGGCUGAAUGAGGAGAACCAAGGGCUCCGGGCAGAGCAGCCUCCAUCAGGAGGCUCCCAAGGCCUGACGCAGGAAGACAAUGGGAAAGAGGCACUGCCGGGCUCAGUAUCGGAGCUACAGCAGCUGGUGCGAUGCACGCGGCAGGAGACGCGGGUUCGUCAGCAAGCCUGGGAGCAUGAGGCUGAACGCCUGCGCAUUGAGAUUGUAACGUUACGGGAGGCACUGGAGGAGGAAACAGCAACCAGGGCCAGCCUGGAGGGGCAGUUGAGGGUGCAGCGGGAGGAGACAGAGGUGUUAGAGGCUUCACUGUGCAGCCUGAGGACAGAGCUAGAGCGAGUCCAGCAGGAACAAAGCAAGGCUCCACUGACCGACCUCAUCUCAGAACAGAGGGCCAAGGUGCUGCGGCUGCAGGCGGAGCUGGAGACCAGUGAGCAGGUGCAGCGGGAUUUCGUACGUCUGUCCCAGGCCCUGCAGAUGCGCCUAGAACGGAUCCGCCAGGCAGAGAAUCUGGAGCAAGUGCACAGCGUCCUGGAUGAGGCACCCCUCAGGGACGUUAGGGACAUCCAGGACACCUGA
Molecule: messenger RNA, 1704 nt
Organism: Chrysochloris asiatica (Cape golden mole)
Lineage: Eukaryota; Metazoa; Chordata; Mammalia; Afrosoricida; Chrysochloridae
Gene: RABEP2
Product: rabaptin, RAB GTPase binding effector protein 2
Exons: 13
Coding region: 1-1704 (567 amino acids)
Biological process (GO): endocytosis
Cellular component (GO): intracellular membrane-bounded organelle
Molecular function (GO): GTPase activator activity; growth factor activity
Source: RefSeq, a predicted model, not a curated record